This is a messenger RNA of Pungitius pungitius (ninespine stickleback), 2483 nucleotides long. RefSeq names its product synaptonemal complex protein 2-like (gene sycp2l). The record is from RefSeq and is a predicted model, not a curated record. NCBI's taxonomy places the organism in Eukaryota, Metazoa, Chordata, Actinopteri, Perciformes, Gasterosteidae. The transcript is spliced from 25 exons. The coding region runs from base 122 to 2158 and encodes 678 amino acids.
UCCUCCGCUGAGUGGGGACUACUUUCUCUCUGUGCACGUGGCCGUGACUGUGAUUAGUUAAUUAGCAGCAGCUGUGCGCGCGAGCAGUGCACGUUCUCGACGCGCUGCGAGGAGAGACGAGAUGAUGGAGCUGAAGAUGGAGGAGUGUCUCCUCAGGGGAGAUUCGUGUGAUCUGAUGUCUGUUCUUCACAACGAAGGGCUGACCGCCAUCACGCUCAACAGACUGGACCAGCUGGUCACCAAGGAUCUAUGUGGAUCCAGAUUCACCAGAGUUCUGAUUGUGUUGAAGUCUUUGGAGCUUCUGUCAGAGAACCGAGUACAUCUGCAGACCCUCAUUGACCACGGGCUAACCGCUAAGGUGGUUUUGUGGUUCGAAGCCGUCCAUGACAUUCUGACCUCUGACCUCCUGAAGAACUCUGCCUCUCUUCUGACCCUCACUGAGGAGUUCUAUGACUUCUUCCAGCUGCUGGGUCAGACUUCUCUUCCAGUCAGUCAGCUGUCUGUGGUUCUCCUUCGGCUGGCUCGGUUCACUAUGGAACCAGAAAUCCACUUUCCACUGAGACUUGAGGCCAUCAGAACAUUCAACAGCAUCCUGGAGUCUCUGAGCCGUGAGCAGAAGAAACUGAUCCAGAUCGACCAAAACCAGACCCUAAUACUAUCUCAGCUGGCAGCCGCAGUUCUGACAGCUGGAGACUAUGAGCUGCAGGUUAGCCUAUCAGAGGCUCUGUGUCGCCUCACUCCGAGGAGGGACAGAGAGCAAAGAUCCAAUCAGUGGUUUUCUAGCGAGGACAUCAGCAGGGCCUUCUGUGACAUCAGGGACGCAGACUUUGAAGUGGACUGUCGCCGGUUCCUGAACUUUGUUAAUGGUCUCCUUGGCAACCAAAGGAGGGUAUACACCUUCCCCUGUGUCAGAGUUUUCCUCAACUCCACUGAGCUGUUUCCACCAAAAGAUGACAAAUUGGAUGAGUUUUGGAUUGAUUUCAACAUCAGUUCAGGAUGUGUAAGCUUCUUCAUCGAUGAGCCUGAGGGUUUCCUUUGGGGGUCAAUCCACCUUCUAAAAGAAGACGUGGAUUGUUACAGUCUUCACCUGAAACAUACACAAGGCAACGGGGCAGAGACUGUCCUCAGUGUUAAACUCAAAAAACCCAUCAUGCACAACAACAGCAGAGCUCAGACAGUGGAGCUGAACUUCAACUGUGAACACCACAGCGAGCUGGAGGAGGCUGCUGGGAAAGUCUUCAUGAAGGCAAGGACUUCUCCCCGUCUUAAGAACACAGGUGGUCCGGUCCAGGGGUCCCCCUCAGCAAACGUUCACCAGGUUCGAUCGUACGGCCGGAAGAAACCACAGAGCAAGAGUCAGCUGAAGAUUCUUCCUCUGUCGUCUCCGAGCAGCGAGGAAGACUCUUUUGUCUCCAAGACUUUAGUCAGCGGAUCAGAGAUUCUGUUCGAUCAGGUUCAAUCCGAUCGACACUCGACUCCGAAACACGACUCAGGGGUUCCUGCAGGGACAGAGCUAGAGAUCUCUCAGGAGAAGGGGGAGAGGUCAGGAGCAAACAUCUCUCUGUUCGUGAAGGAAGCCUUGAGUUGUGACGGGAAGAGAGCAGCUCCAGAUUCAGGCUACUUGUCAGACCAUAACGAGGGCCCACUGGCCCAGAAGAGGAGGGCGGAGCCUCAUUCAGAAGAAGAGGAGGAGACUGCGCCACUAGUAGCUGAAUCUUCAUGUGAGGGGGCGGGGCCACCUGUCGAGGGGGAGAGGUCUAUGACAGAGUCUCAGGUGGAGUCAGACCCAACGUCUGGCAUCACAGCCGCCUUCAACAACUUCAAAACAGAACUCAACAAACACUUCAGCGGCUGUUGGCAAAACGUCGAAGCUGAAAUUCUUCUGUCUUUGAAAGAGUGUCAACAACACGUCUCUUCUCUUAUGACAGCUGUCCAUCAUCACAGGUCAAAGUUGCUGCAGAGGUUUGAGAACAGCGUCAGUGAUCAGCUGAACCGACUUCAUGAGAACUCCACCAGCUUGAACAGCAUGAACACACAGAUCCUGAGUUUUUUCCAAACCGAGAUGCAGCGACUGGGCUCCUUCUGUGAUGAACACCUGCACAGGUUGAGGUCCUUGGAGGAAGGAGAGCCAGUGGCAGGUUCUUGGUCCAGCAAAUGAGGGAGGAGAGACUUCCUGUUGUCCGCCCACAUUCAGAAGAAGAAGAGUCUGCGUGUCUCCUUCAUUUUUAUUUUAUUUUCCUCCUAGGUUUCAGUUUCAUCUUGAUAAAAUAAAAACGUACACAUCAUCGGUCACUUUGGGUUUCUUUCACAGCAAAGCCGUUGCCACGGUAACAGGCGUUUAAAUGGGCCACACGGUGGAGACAAACCCAAAGAAUGAAAAAAGGAUUCCUAACGUUCAUACUAUCACUGCAGAGUCAGAGAAACACAAUUAAGAAACUUUAAACACACUUUGGACCCAUUCAACCCAGAACGGGUUUGGUGCC